Ostreococcus tauri is the source of this 609-nucleotide messenger RNA. Its product is annotated as unnamed product. The transcript has a single exon. Bases 1 to 609 code for a protein of 202 amino acids. NCBI's taxonomy places the organism in Eukaryota, Viridiplantae, Chlorophyta, Mamiellophyceae, Mamiellales, Bathycoccaceae. The record is from RefSeq and is a predicted model, not a curated record.
AUGGCGAUGGAUGAAUCGUCGUGCGUCGAACGCGUCGGCGUGACGGCGUCGACGUGCGCGAUGGAGGUCGAGCGGGCGAUCGAGGCCGGUGAUGGACUCGCGCGCGCUUUGGCGGCGGCGCUGGCGCGGUGCGGGGCGGCGGCGAGGAUGGGCGGGACGGCGGCGGCGGCGGCGGAGACGGGCGCGACGAUCGAUCGGAUCCUCGAGCGGUGCGAUCGAGAGGUCGAUGACGCGGUGGAGCGAUGCGAGCGGGAUGGAUCGAAGGCAUCGUGUGUCGCGGAUGCGCUCGCGAGGGUGGGAGGGACGUGCGUCUCGGAGCUCGCGGCGGAGGCCUCGGCGUGCGCGCGCGCGACGGGCUCGGACGACGACCGCGACGACGACCCCGACGACGAUUGCGAAGCGGCGAAGAAGGCUCUGGAGGAGAAAUGUCACGCCGAGUACGACGAGAUCAAGCGUGAGAUCUCGAGCGGGGAGAUUUCGUUCGUUGAAGGGAUGAAACGACUCGCCGCCGUCGGCAAGCAGUGCGCCAAGGACGCGUUGGCGUUGAGAAAACGAUGUCAUCCGAACGUCCCAUCGGGGUCGUCGGACUUUUUGCGCGUCGCCAACUAA